Messenger RNA from Etheostoma spectabile (orangethroat darter), 5521 nucleotides. It is a transcript of the gene tmem248, whose product is annotated as transmembrane protein 248. The transcript has 7 exons. The coding region runs from base 361 to 1386 and encodes 341 amino acids. Lineage: Eukaryota; Metazoa; Chordata; Actinopteri; Perciformes; Percidae. The record is from RefSeq and is a predicted model, not a curated record.
UUCUACGGAGAUAACGAAAAGGCGGCGCUACGACACUUUUAAUACGCAGUGCGGGUACGCGUAGGAGAUGUCGGCUGGGUGGACCAUGGGGAGGACCCAGAAGCAGUAUUGACGUUAUUCCAGGCUGUAAACAAGAUACAUUUCUCAUCAGAACUGCAGUGAACUAUAAUAGAGUAAAGCAUGGGAAGGAGUAUAAGUUGUGUUUCUUACGCUGAAAGUCUGGCUAUCUCCACUAGCUUCGGGAAAGCAAGCAAGCUAGCAAGCAGUAACAUUACAGGCUAGCUUCGCAGAGAAGCUGCUGCCUAUUGUGGCCCGCAACGACCCUCCCAGCUAGCAUCCGUCGCAUGCACAGAGACAAAAAUGGUGUACCUGUUAAAUCCUAUAGAGAACCUGAGAAGCUACAUCAACAACCGUCCACCGCUGGUCAUUUUUAUGAUCAGUGUCAGUGCAGUGGCCAUCGCUUUCCUGACCAUUGGUUAUUUCUUUAAGAUUAAGGAGAUCAAGUCUCCAGAGUUGACAGAGGACUGGAACACCUUUCUGCUGCGCUUCAAUGAGCUGGACUUUUGUGUCUCAGAGAAUGAAACGAUAAAGCACGGUCUGAACGAGUCGACCACCCCAGAGAGCAUGGUUGUGACCAGCGGCCAAGCUCGUUCCAGCACCCAGGUUCCCCUCCUGCUAGAGGACUCAGGUCCCAUCAACAUCUCAGUCCCCAUCACCCUCACGCUGGACCCGCAGCGCCCGUUUGGAGGGUACUCUCGCAACCUCACCCACCUGUAUGCCACAGUGCUGGGGCAGCAAGUUGGCUUGUCUAGCCGGGAAGCCCAUGAAGAAAUAAACAUCACUUUCACCCUGCCUGUUUCCUGGAACUCAGACGAGUGUGUACUGCACGGCCACUGCGAGCAGGUGGUGUUCAGCACUUGCAUGACCAUCACAGCAACAAGCAAUAUCUUCCCAGUCACAGUGCAGCCGCCACACUGCGUGCCAGAGACAUACACCAAUGCCACAUCUUGGUACAAGGUGUUCACCACAGUCCGUGACUCCGAUACUAAGUACAGUCAGGACUACAACCCUUUCUGGUGUUACAAAGGAGCCAUCGGCAAGGUGUACCACGCACUCAACCCAAAGCUCACUGUCAUUGUUCCUGAUGAUGACCGUUCCCUCAUCAACCUGCACCUGAUGCACACAAGCUACUUCCUGUUUGUCAUGGUCAUCACUAUGUUCUGCUAUGCAGUCAUCAAGGGGCGGCCUGGCAAAGUACGGCAAACCAACCUUGACUUCUGCCCUGAGAAGGUACAACAGACACCAGCAGUGCUAUAUGACGAGAACAGAUGGCGUUGUCAGAGGGUUAAAAACACAUCGGAGAGCUAUUUUAGAACGUACCUGUAACAUGGACAAACUCAAAGAAACAGAAGACAUAUAAAUAAACAUACCAGUUGCCUAGUGAACCCUGGAAAUACAGUAAGGGACACAAAAGCUCUGUUAAUGCAUUACUCUUGCAAUGUUGGGUUUUUCCAACCAAAGAUAUACAAGUGCCUGUAUCUGUCUUGUAAAUAUUUGUAGGAACUCUAAUAUUCUGUUUAAAACCUUUUUUUGUGUUGAUUAAUAUUAUUAUUUUGCCUGAGUCCCCUUGUGCCAUGUCCUAACAUGCAGUACAUAAACAAAGCAGAACGCCAAACCCAAGAACUACACAGACCAGAAGACCAGACCCAAGAUCUUCACGGCCAUUUUUCAUUCAGUCUUAUUUGCCAAGCAAGAUAGAAAAACCACAGAGAAGUGGACUACAUGGAACCUAUCACAGAUUUCAGUUAUGAGCUUUUGCUGUAAAUGUUUGGAUAUCCUAAAACCUGUAAACAUUAUCUCCCAUAAUGAGAGAGCAUGAUUAUUAGUCACUUGAAGUAUGUUUAAGUGAACUAAAUAUGCUUUAAUACUCAGGUUGAGAUAAUUGCUUGAGGAUGAGAUGCUUGUUACACACUGAUAAUUAAAUCUUCAGUAUAUGCACUUGUCAUUGCAGCUUACACAGGGAAGAGAACUAAUUGAGCACUGUUCUCUGCACCAGACUCAACAGUGUAAUCAAAACUCUAAUCAGAAUUUGGACAUUGCAUGAAGUCUGUUUAAAAGUAGCACUUAAUUUCUUUAAUCGGACUGUCAAUUAUAACAAUAGGUCUUUACCAGAUUAACAAUUGUCUUUCCCUGUGUGUCUGCAAGGUCAAUAAAUGUGGAGUCAAAUAUUUAGAUGAUUGCACCGUGCACAUUAAUAUAUGAACAGAAUACACUGUCAGCAGUAAAGUUAGAGUCCCAUUGUCUGUUUGUAUUCUGUUAGGCUAAUUAGUAAGUCCAUUUAAUGGCAGUUGAAUAAGCUGCAGAACUUUCUGUGGUCUGUGUUGACAAUAGUUUUUUGUUUAAGACGUUUAGAUGUUGCACUUAAAAUGAUUUUCUGCCUUUUGCUUUCCUUCCUCUGGCUUCAUCGCUCACUUGCCUCUUGUCUUAUUUUCUGGCUGUCACUCUUCUGGACUUAAUGUACAAUGCUUCGUUGUUGCUACUGGACGAAGCAUUAAAUUCUUGCCUUACCUACGGUGGACUUGCUUGCUUAAAAACAUGGUGGGAAGAUCAUCUUCUCUCUUUCCAACAUUAACUUGCCAAUUCCUUCUUCCACAGCCAUCCUCCUCUUUUUGUUUCUUCCAGCCUGUGGUUUGAAAUGAAACUUGUGAUCUUUGUCUUAUCAAUGUAAAUGUCAAGUGGCCCUUGAGUUAUUAUAUUUUAGGAGGCUUUAGAUUUACCUGUGCUUUUAUUUUAAGUAAAUCAUUAUCAGUUGCAAGCGUUUGCAUAGUUAGUGCAAGUUAAGAUUUCUUGCACAUUCUGCGUUAAUGGCUCCUGUGAUUAUUUCUUUGUCUGCGGACACGUCUAAGUUGAGCUAAAUAAACCUUGUUUCAGUUGGACUCCUUCUAACAAAUAAAUAUAAUUAUAUUAGCUUAUAAUUGUAUUUGUAUAACUAUGGAGAUAUAUUUAUGAUUAAAUCACUUCAUUUUUAAAUUUUUAUUAUUUAGUACAACAGAAAUGUGGGAAAACCGUGUGUGUGUGUGUGUGUGUGUGUGUGUGUGUGUGUGUGUGUGUGUGUGUGUGUGUGUGUGUGUGUGUGUGUGUGUGUGUGUGUGUGCGUGUGCGUGCGCGUGCGCGCGCGUGUGUGCGCGUGUGCGUGCGCGCGCGCGCGCGUGCGCGCGAGCGAAAUGUUUAGAUACAUACUGUAAAGGCGGCUUUAGACUGAUUCUUUGAAAGCGUCUGGAAUUUAAAGGAUACUAAGUGUAAUGGAACGUCUGAAGUGCACAAGUCUAUAUUGACAUGACUGGGCCCAGAUAUAAAACACCUUCUCUGACAGUGUACAUUUUCACGUGACUCGGUGUUGUGCUGAAACUCUUAAAUGUAGCUUUCAGGAUGAAAUUCAUGCUCUUCCAUCAUUCUCAUUUCAAGCAUGGCUGACUUUGACAAUCAUUUGCUCGGAAUGUACAGUAUAUUAUUAGAUUUGCAAUAAAGAAAAAAAAAAAACAGUGCUCUCAUUACAGUAAGUUAAGAUUGUUGUUAAUGUUAACAUCUUGGGUCACCAACCACUGUCCUCUGCCGUCUUGACACAUGUCAAAACCUAUCAUUAUCAAAUAGGUCCGAUUUGAUUGAUUUGCUAAGAGAAGAUGCAGUGUAAAAUCCAAACUUAAUAAUUAACAGUCUAAGUCCGCCUUUAAUGUCUGUUGAGUACAACUUUCUUUCAAUAGCAAUUACUGAUACAUUUUACUUAUCUUUUGUGUUAUUUUGUUUCAUAAUUGAUGUACCUGUUGAAUGUAUUUUUAUAAGCAGCAUAAUCUUAAUCUGAGAUGCAAGAAUUACAAGUGAUUUUGAAAUAAUGAUGUUUGAUUUUUUUGAUUUUCUUUUUUCAGUUUAAAAGGCUUUACUUGAAUUGUGUUUUUGUUUGAGUGGUAUUCAUAUAAGAUUUAUCCUUUUGUGGCAGAAAUGAAUUGUCACAUUAUUGUAUCAAACACUUUGGACAUUUGUUAGAUUUGUACGGAAGCCCUGAUAGGCAAGUGAGGAAAACCAGAAUUAUGAUUUAAAUUGUUUAGGUGAGAAAAGUUUGACUGGUGAAAAGUGUUUGUUGUUGUAAUACUCUGUACGACCACAAGGGGCUGAAGUGCGCCACUACCCCAUGUUCUAAAUAGGACUAAAAACAUUCAUGUUCAGGUUUUAUGUGAAGUUGUAUUUCUCCAUGCACCCUAAACACAAGAUACAUACAGUAUAUUGUGUGUUAGCCUGUUAUGUAACAUUACUGCCAUGUCUUUUAUUUUGGCUCGAACUGUAUUUAAAUUGGCGAUAGAAUACGGGGUAGUCGCGCAAUUCAGCUUCUCUUAAAAAAAAGAAAGAUCACCUGCCAAAAAACGUUCCACCUGUUUUCACAGGUGAAAUAAGAGUUAUGUAGAAAAAUGAUACUGGCAAAAACAUUUUUGUCACCUGUUAAGUCACAGUUCUUAACACUGGAGAGAAAACAAUUUAGAUCAGACGUAGACAAUGGAUCACCAGAAUUUGGUUGUUCUCACUUUCCUCACAGGGCUUCUGUAUUUUUUUGUGUGUAUGUUGGUGAAUGAGUGGAAGGUGUUUCUUCACAUUGAUUGAUUGAUGCUAGGACAAGUCUUCCUAAUUCUGAUGUGCGUCAUAUUUGAGGAUGAAUCUGUUGCUUCUAUUGUCAUCACCAUCCCCAGUGCUUUCACAGUGCGACUCAUGCUUGUUUUGGGAAGAUCUGGCAGCUCUUAUUGGAUGGUUGGAAAUUUUGAGUGUUGGACAAGAAGCGUGUGGGGUUUGGCCGGGUGGAUGUGAGUGAAGGGUGGUUGAAGAAUGCCAUAUUAUUGACAAACCGUCAUCACAAUUAAUGUCAGUGACCGGCAUUUACCUGCUUCUCAUCCCUCCUUGUGUGAUUUACUAUUUUCAUUUUUGGUUAGAAUUGCAUCUCUAUAAUUGCAAAAUGCCUUAACAUUGUACAGUUUCAUUUAAGUUUUCUUUGUUUCACAUAUUUUAAUACACCAGAUUUACGGAAAUAAAUCCAACCACAAUCUUUUCAUCACUUCUGAGCUAAGAAGCUCACAUCAACAUGCUUGUUAAGUGUACAUUCAGAGACAUUGAUAUAGAAAAAGGAUCUGAUGCUUGCUGUUACUCCCAUAUCAUUGAGGACUGGAGUAAAAACAGAGGAGCCAUAUUCUCCUUCGUUGCAUCAUCUCACAGUGUACUUGGCUUGACAUUAAGCAAAACACACAAUAUAAGACUGCCAUUUCAACUUGUUAUCCUUUCUCUUAUGUCAGCAGCGCUUACAGGCAAGUAUUAAGCCAACUCUGUGCCUUCUGCACUAUCAAGCUGCAUCCUCGUCCCUGUACAUACAGUAGAUAGGACCAUAGGUUAAAUGUGGCUAGAACGUCAUUCAAACCCUUUUCCUUUCCAGUGGAACUGCUGUAAAUGAAUUCAAGUUUAAAUAAACUGUCUCCAAAGUUCAACA